This is a messenger RNA of Gamsiella multidivaricata, 726 nucleotides long. RefSeq names its product Hnt1 cyclin dependent kinase Kin28 interacting protein. Gene Ontology annotation, biological process: nucleotide metabolic process. The coding region runs from base 118 to 525 and encodes 135 amino acids. The record is from RefSeq and is a predicted model, not a curated record. Gene Ontology annotation, molecular function: catalytic activity. Lineage: Eukaryota; Fungi; Mortierellomycota; Mortierellomycetes; Mortierellales; Mortierellaceae. The transcript is spliced from 5 exons.
GACGGCGCUUCGAGUGCUUCGAGGAACUCACGUCACAGAAGAGCCGGUACAAAAGGAAUUCGCCCGUGUCAUGCAACACUCACACCUUCUCACUCAUUCAACAGCACUUGGUUCACAAUGGCCUCCAACCCUGCCUGCAUCUUCUGUCGCAUCAUCAAGCGCGAGAUCCCCGCGAAGAUCCUCUUCGAGACCGAGCACAGCUUGGCGCUCCUCGACCUUGGUCCCCUCUCCGAAGGCCACACUCUCGUUAUCCCUAAGCACCACGCCCAGUUCUUGCACGAGCUCCCUGACGCCGACAUGGUCGAUCUCUUGCCCACGGCCAAGAAGGUUGCCCAGGCCAUCGGAUGCAAGAACUACAACGUCUUGCAGAACAACGGUCGCCUCGCUCAUCAGGCUGUUGACCACGUCCACUUCCAUGUUAUCCCCAAGAACUCGGAGGACGACGGCUUGGUGAUGGAGUGGAAAGCAAAGGAGACUGACGCCGACAAGUUGGAGGCUCUUCGCAAGACCUACCUCAAACUGUAAAAGCCAUGAACAGGUACAAAGGAGACGAAAAUAGUAGCACACCCGAGAUCUCCAGCUACAGGCAAACAAACAGCAGAAAGAAAACAAAUAUAUUAAAGCGCAGAAUGCGAUAGCAAUCAUAUCUUUAUCCCUUCGUUGGCAAUGCUGAGAGAAAGAGUAAAAUACUACAGCUGGGAUUCUCCCACGCCGUGGCGCCCUAUG